Messenger RNA from Dermacentor silvarum, 699 nucleotides. RefSeq names its product gastric triacylglycerol lipase. The transcript has 4 exons. NCBI's taxonomy places the organism in Eukaryota, Metazoa, Arthropoda, Arachnida, Ixodida, Ixodidae. The coding region runs from base 1 to 699 and encodes 232 amino acids. The record is from RefSeq and is a predicted model, not a curated record.
AUGUAUCAGCGUCUUGACUUUGCAGGCUUCAUCCUGGCUGACCGCGGGUACGAUGUGUGGGCCAUGAACACGAGAGAGAUUGCGUUCCGCUCUUACAGCAAAAACAUGAGCCAGAACCAUGACCAAUAUUGGCAGUGGAGUUUUGACGAGAUCGGUCGCUACGAUAUCGCCGCUGUCAUCGACCUUGUACUGAACGCAACGGGUUCCACAAGAGUGUCCUUGUUGGGUUACUCGCAGGGAGUAUUCUCAAGCUUAGUGCUCCUUUCCACAAGGCCAGAGUACAACGACAAGUUACUACUUGACCCAUUGGGCAACAGUGGAUACUUCCACCUGCCCCAAGUACUCCGGAAGGUGAUUCAGGCAGUCUGCAACAUCUUCAAGGGACAGCCGUGCUCUCUGUUCCUAACGCUCACAUUGAUAAGUAGUGCUGAGCAGUCGAACAAGAAGAAGCCCCCAGCUUAUCCCAUGGAGCGCAUCACUGUACCUGUGGCGCUCUUCUCGUCAGAGGGGGACACGCUCGGCAACCCAGAAGACGUUUCUUCCCUUGCUGAGAGUUUGGGUUCAGAGUUACUCUUCAGUAACGUCGUGCCACCGAAGUUCUUCCGCCAUAUGGACUUUGCGUUUGGUUAUAAAGCGACCGACUUCCUCCAUGGGCCAAUGAUCGACACACUGGACCGAAACGCCGGCACAAGUGUGUAA